Molecule: messenger RNA, 510 nt
Organism: Bradysia coprophila
Lineage: Eukaryota; Metazoa; Arthropoda; Insecta; Diptera; Sciaridae
Product: putative oxidoreductase TM_0325
Source: RefSeq, a predicted model, not a curated record
AUGAGUUUCACUGGGAAAGUAGUUCUGAUUACCGGAGCGAGCAGUGGAAUUGGUGCAGAUGCUGCUUGUCACUUUGCCAAAUUAGGAGCUAAAGUAGCAGUGGUUGGUCGAAAUCAAAAACGUUUACAAGAAGUGGCCGAUCGAAUUGAGGCAUCUGGUUCGAUAAAGCCAUUGCAAAUUGUGGCUGAUGUUACGAAAGAUGCAAAACACAUUAUCGACGAAACAAUCGAACAAUUCCAUAGAUUGGAUGUGUUAGUGAACAACGCUGGAGUAUUUAUAUCCGAUACAUUGCCCGAAUUUAAUGCGGACGAAUACGAUCGAGUUAUGAACACAAAUUUGAGGAGUUUGAUCGUUUUAUCUCAUUUAGCCGUUCCAUUUUUGGAAAAAACUAAUGGAAAUAUCGUGAAUGUGUCGAGUGAGGCGGCUAUUAAUGCAUACGAUGUCUUCCUGUCGUAUAGCAUAUCAAAAGCGGGAGUCAAUCAUUUCACAAAAUGUGCUGCGAUUGAUUAG